This is a messenger RNA of Helianthus annuus (common sunflower), 2389 nucleotides long. RefSeq names its product protein CHLOROPLAST IMPORT APPARATUS 2. Bases 746 to 2110 code for a protein of 454 amino acids. NCBI's taxonomy places the organism in Eukaryota, Viridiplantae, Streptophyta, Magnoliopsida, Asterales, Asteraceae. Gene Ontology annotation, cellular component: nucleus. The transcript has 3 exons. Gene Ontology annotation, biological process: regulation of DNA-templated transcription. The record is from RefSeq and is a predicted model, not a curated record. Gene Ontology annotation, molecular function: protein binding.
GGUAACUGAACUUUAAAACUCAAAGUCUAUCUGUAGAAGAGUUGCAUAGAUUUUUUUGCAACUUACAACAGAAAAAGAGAGGUGGGUCAUUUGGCAUCUUUACAGGAGGACUAAACAACAUAUUGUCUUCUUCCCUUUUUAUCUUUUCUUCACCCCUCGUGACUCCAUACUCUCUCUCUCUAGCUAUCUGUCUGUGUGUGCUGUUUUUUGUUCUUUUUUCAUCUCAACAAUUGGAUUUUUUCUUGUAAACCCAACUCAUGAUAAGUUGAAAUCUUGGGAUUUGUGCCUUUAGCCCUUCAAAGUACAAUACACAAACUCUCUCUCACUAUACACACACACUUCCACUUAUUAAAUUGCUAAAAUUCUCUUUGCCGUUUAUAAAUUCAAGGUUGAUUUUUUGAUGAAUUUUGUUGGUCUUAAAAAGGGUUUCUUGGAUCUUCUUAUCCUGUUUCAUUAAUUAUUUUAACCCUCUUCUUAUUUUAAUAACAUAAAUUUUGUUCACACAAAAGUAUACACCUUUUAGGGUUUAGGGCUUUUCUUAUUCUGAACCAUUCUUCAUUUUCCAUCCAAUAAGGCUUCUCACACUCAUUUUUAACAUUUUCUUUAAUUUUGUGAGUUGGGUUUUCCAUAUUUCUUUGACAUGAGUUCCAAAAACAUAAUCUUGAACAAAAGUUCCAAUCUUUUUGGAUUCUUUCAGUCAUAUUUCAAGAAGUUGGGGUUAUAUUAGUUUCUCGAAGUCUCAAAAAUGUCAUCUAUGUUAAGUGGUGGUGCAGGAAGAGCUUAUGGGUUUGAUUUUGAAAAUAUCAUAUGCCCAUCAACAACAACAACAACUUCUAGUAGAACAUCUCAUUCAUCUUCUCCAUCUUCAACCCUUUCUGAAUCAAUCAACUCCCCUUUAGCAAUCUCGAAUCGAAAACCCCGCACACCGCGAAAAAGACCCAACCAAUCUUUCAAUGAAGCAGCUAGUCUUCUUUCCAUAGCCUGCCCCAAAGUUUUUUCAACCAAAAAUGUCACAAACAAGAACCAUAAUCUUUCAAAAAUCACCACACAAAAUGGCAAUUCAUUUCAUGACCCCCCGGAGUUGCUUUUACCGUUUCCGAUGACCCAAAACUCCGGUUUUCAUCUUCAUCGGUCGAUUAUGGAAAACCCCAAUUCAGUUUUCGACUCGAAAGUGGCAAAUUUUUGCCAUAGUCCCGGGGAAGUUGAUUUCCCAAAUCGCGUAGGGGUCACACAUUCGAGUCAUGGAAACAACCUCUUGCAGAAAUGCAGUGUAAGGAUGCGUACAUCAGGCACAAGCUGGCCUGACACUGUCCUGGACCCCACGCAUGCAGGAGCCUCGUGCACUGGGUUUCUUGGCGAUUCUAAUUCGAAUUCGGUGGAACUCUUAGAUGGGUUUGAAGACGAUUUUGACACCGAGUCGAUGCUUGAUGAGGAAAUGGAACAUGGGAUUGAUAGUAUCAUGGGAAUAUCACACCCAACAAGUGAAAAACAUGACACAAACAAUAAUUAUUCUUUAAAUUCAAAAACUUGUUAUGGGUAUCCAAUGGGAUUGGGAUUUGGUGGGAAUUUGGAGUUUAACUUUGGAAUGGGAAUGAGGAAUGGAAUAAGGGCAUUGAAGAAUGGUGAUGGUGGGAAUUGGUGGAGUUUUCCGACGGUGAAUGUGGUGAACAUAUCGCCGCCGGUGGCGCCAGUGACGGUGAAGAAAAUUCCGGUGGAAAAGAAGAAGAAGAGAGUGGAGGAGUUGAUGAAGAGGUCGGAACCGGAAUUGGAACAUGGAAAUUCCGAUGUUAGGUGUAGAUUGUUGUUGAAACUGAAUUACGACGACAUUUUGAAUGCUUGGUCGGAUAAAGGGUCACCGUUGCCGGAGGAAGUUUCCGGGUUGGAGUCUCCCGGAGGUGAUAUCCAUGGCAAAUUGGCUCGAAUAGACUUAUUCUCAGAAAAUGAUGGAUUAAAAGAAGCUGGUGUGGUCCGUUAUAAGGAGAGAAAAAACACACGUCUAUUUUCUAAAAAGAUAAGAUACCAAGUCAGAAAGAUAAAUGCUGAUAGACGGCUCAGAUCUAAGGGCCGGUUUGUUAGAAGGCCAAAUUCUCCCACUAGUGAGGAUACAUAACAACCCUUCAUCUUGUGUCUUGAUCUCUUUUUGGGUCCUUUUUGUUUGAUAUAUUUUUUUCUCAUUUUAGACCUUAUAUUUCUUUGUUUUUGUUCAGCAAUUAUGUAGUGUUGUUGAAGAGAAGUGAGACUAGUUAUGAAGAGAGAGAUAGAAAGGAGAGAGUAAUUAAAGAGGGAAAAUUCAACAAUUUUGUUAUUUGUAAUUCAGUUAUAAAUUUUGUUCUUUUUUUCAAUAUUUAUAGAAUACAAAUAAAAAAUAUCAACAAUUAUGGUGCAUUAA